AUGCAGGGUCGCUUCCCAGCGACUUUCCACUCGGCAGGAGAGCUUGCACAGAAACACUCCCAGAUCGAGGCAAAGCUGGAAAUGUGCCAUUUUGAAGUGGCCAGAAAGACCCCACUCAUGGCCAGAGGGGCCUUCAAGAAAGUGAUGUUGGAGUUAGAAGCGGAAGCCUCAUCAGAUCCCAGCUGCCUGGAUGAGUAUACCCGGGAUCCGCAGAAUGACCAGUUUUCCUUCAACUUGCUACAGGAGAAGGUACAGAGCUCCUGGGGCAGGGUCACCAAGUCGCUAGAAGCGCAAGGCAGCCGGAAGGCGGAACUGGAGGAGCGGCAGAGCGCUGCAUUGACGCGACGGACGGACUUGGCGGCGAAAGAAGAGGAGCUCACUUCAAAGCGCCAAGAGCUCGACUCCGAACUCGCAGAGGUAUCUCGUUUGGAGGCCCGGCGUGAUGAGCUCUUUCGCGAAGAGGGUGACUUGCAGCAAGCUGUGACCAACGAGCGACGGAAAGUUCGAGAACUGGAGAUGAGCCGAAAGGCGCCGUCGGCGGCGACGGCUGGAGCUUCAACCGGAAAGAAUUGGCGCGGUUCAAACGAGCCGGCCGCCUUCACCAUCUCCACGGGCCGGGAGGCCCAGGCCAAGGCACCCCUGCACCCAUCAAGUGUUGAAGCGCUUUGUGCACUUGACCUGGGCCAUUGCAGCCCACUGCAUCGAAGCUUUUCUGCCAUUGCCGAGCUGCCCAAAAUUCGUGAGGGGCUUGCAUGCACUGCCAUAGCCAGGCCAGAGGAGGCACUAAACCGUGCUCUGAAUAUGAGCGCCCAGGCCAAGGCACCCCUGCAUCCAUCAAGUGUUGAAGCGCUUUGUGCACUUGACCUGGGCCAUUGCAGCCCACUGCAUCGAAGCUUUUCUGCCAUUGCCGAGCUGCCCAAAAUUCGUGAGGGGCUUGCAUGCACUGCCAUAGCCAGGUUUCGCCGUGAUGCAUUGGACUGCACCAAGACCAAGGGGAAGACCCUGCUGGUGACCUCAUGUAGCCCGGGAAGGACCCAGAACUUUGAUGGAGCACUCCUCUCAGAGAAGUUGCAGGCACCCUCCUUGGACAUGAUUGUGAUGACGGAGGCCAGUGUGUCCAGAGUGGUCGGCGACCUUGGCGGCAUCACUGGCGGCCGCCGGGGCGACCGGGGCGAGGCCGCGAGUUUCUUCCGAAUGUUGGGCAAUCUGGUGCCCCCACACUCCUCCUCCAAGAUUCUGGUGGUCUGUGACCAGAGUGCGAUGGACAUUAUGGAGGAGCCGCGUUUCAAGGGCGACAAAGCCGAGCGCGCCGAGACAGCCUCCAUCAGCCUCGCUUCCUGGUCACUACCAGAGGAUGUACCACCAGGGCUGGCGGCGGUUUUACCAAUCGAUUGGCAAGGAAGGACCUUCUGCCAACUGCCGCAGAACAUCCCGGUGGUGUGGCUGGAACGACCAGAUCCAGAGGUGGUGAAGAAGAAACCCACGCCGUUGGUGUGCCGCCCUCCAAUGCCGCCCAUGGGUGCGUCGUCCUCACGCUGUGGCUGCGGCGGGCACUUGCAGAGUCCACUACUGGGGCAACGCGUGGAGAACAAGGAGUGGUUCGCCAAGAACGCCGAACUCAAACAGGUGCCGGGUAUGCUGGGUAUGCUGGGUAUGCCUGGUGUGACCGGGCAGUUGGAGCAAACGUGGCCUUCGUGGAGACGGUCGGGCCUUGCAAGUGAGGACUUUGCGAAGAAGGUCGGGCCUUGCAACGAGAACCUCGUGAAGGAGAUAGGGCUUUGCGUGGAGCGCCAGGAGUUGAUCCCGCGCUUCGAGAUGGCCAACAUGGAAGCCUUCCUCCAGGAGAUGAGGGGAUUUGCCAAUGCCACCACGCAAGCGGUGACACGGCUGUCCGAAAAGAAGCCAGGUGGGACCCUGGAAACGAUAGAUGCAAGGACACUUCAGAAGCCUGAAGUGUGGAGACCGAAGGACCACGAUGAUGAGAUGAAUGGGUGGCCAGAGUGGUCAUUCCUUUUCAAAACAUUCAUGGGAAUGUUGGACGCGGACUAUGAGCAGGACCUUGACCUCGUGGAGAACGACCUCAAGAAAGAGUUGAAGCUUGAGGACUACGGCGAGGACUACCGAGUGAGAGCGCGGAGACUCUACAGCUACUUGGUGUCCUACGUGAAGGGAAGACCGCUCAGGAUUGUCAGGGCGGUGACCACGAGCGACGGCUACAAGGCUUGGCAACACCUUUGCCGGGAGUUUCAACCAAAGACACGGCAGAGGACCCUUUGCAUGCUGCAGGCAAUCACUCAGUUUCCUGCCUUCGAGAAGGGCAAGAGCUUGGAAGGGCUGCUGGUGCUGGAGAAGUUAGUGGAGGACUAUGAGCGGUUCAGUGAGGAGAAGUUGAACAACGACUUGAAGGUGGCUACGUUGAUCAGGUGCUGCCCUCAGGUUCUACGACAGCACUUGGAGCUCACCCUCACCAAGGAGACGGACUACGCAACGAUCCGACAAGCCCUUACCGACUUCGAGCAGACGAGAUCGGCAUGGACUACGGAGAAGGUUUUGAAGCAAGCUCAGGAGUUUGCCAACCAGGACGACCCCAUGGACGUGGACAGGGAUUGCUGGGACAACGACAAGAAGGUCAGAAUGGUUGAGGAAGAGCAUAGCUCACCUUCAGUGUCUUCAUCGACCUCUACGACCUCUACGUCUCCAAGUACUACCUUGAGGACUCCUGGGAUGGUGCGGCGUGUGACGUGUGCCAUCAAGAAGUUGGUGACACCUCCAGGGAUGGUUCCCUGUGACAUCUACGACUUGGCCGAGGAGGAUGAUGAUGAUGUGGCUGGUGAGGACAGCCCUUUGAACGAGUUGAUUGAGGAGUACAACGUCUUUGCCAUUGUCGAGGACAACGUCCCUGAAGAGCAGGCCAAGUCUGUGGAGUUCCAAGCCAUUUUGGACCUUGGAGCUGAUGUCUCAGUUUUGCCAUUGAAGUUUGGCAAGUUUGCAGAAGCGACCAACGAUAGAUACCAGGCCUUGUUGCGCGACGCGCAGGGCAAUUUGAUCAAGAACUAUGGCAGAGUCUACUUGACGAUGCUUGUGGAGACUGAAGAUGGAGAGGUGAUCAGCUUAAAAGAGACGUUUGUGCUGGCCAAUGUGAAGCAGCCGUUGGUAGCAGUUGGGAAAUGGCUGAAGAAAGGUUGGAUGAUUCAACGUCGAGAAGAACAAGGACAAGCUCACUACUUGGCAAUUGGUCUACGCAGGAUCCCUUUGGUGUGGAAGGGAAACUCUUUGGCGUUCACCUUUGCGACCAAGGUCUUGGAGGUGAACUUCGUGGUCGAGCUGGGCACUGAGUUGGAGGAGUUGGCCAAGGAGAGAGGAUCUUGGGUGAUGGAAGAUGGGACACCCGUCUACAUCCUGAAGCGUGGCUCUACGUUUCAGGAACCUACUGUGCAGUUUGUCAUGGACAACUACCCCUACAGGACUACGCUGGUGAAGCUGGAGGAUGACCAAUGGCAUUGUGUAGAGUAUGAGGAGCACAAGGACCAGUGGAAAACAGGGCCAAUCCCUGAAGUGAAGGUGCCUACAAGGAUCAUUGCGAUCUUUCACCAGAAUGCUGUUCAACCUCAAGGAGCUGGGGAUUUCCUACCUCUUGAAGAACAACCUCACGCUGGACUAUCUCCUCUUGAAGAUGUUCAGAUGCAAGCUGAAGCUGCACAAGGAGGAGAUUUACUACCUGAAGGACCACCACCCGAAGAUGCUAUGGCCGACGAUGGAGCUGAAGUUCAAGGACCAGAUGGGGCUAUGGCUGACCAAGUGGGUGAUGGCCAUGUCAUCGUCAACGGUAAGAGGAUUGAGCAGACCAGCACCUUGAAGGUCAUGAGAGAAGCGUGUGUCUUCCUAGGUUUGGGGAAGAGUGGUGGAAAGAAAACCAUAUUUGCCAGACUUCAGGAGUACUGCCAAAGAGGUCAUGCUCGAUUGGCAGUUGAAGUUGCUCACCAACAGCAGCAACAAGACCGACGAGAACCUGAAGCUGGACCUGCUGUACCAGAGCUGCCAGAUGAAGAAACUCGAGCACGCCAUCGACUCACUCACCUACCCUUCGAAAGUUGGUGUGAAGAAUGUGUGGCUACAAGGAGCAGAGACAGUGAGCGACAUGAACGUCGGGAAGCACCAGUUCCUUCGAUAGCCCUGGACUACAUGUUCACCAGCACUCGUGCUGGUCACCAACAUGAGAGUGAGAUGCUGAAGCACUUGGUGGGUGUGGACAGUUGGACAAAAGCUAUCCUUUGCGUGCCGAUUCCUGGGAAAGGUGGACUUAGCUUGAAGAGAUGUGUUACUGCUGUGACUGCCUUUGCCCGGGACUAUGAGGAUGUGAUUCUCAAAGGAGAUGGUGAACCCGCCAUGAAGCAGUUGAUCGAAGCGGUCCAAGCAACCAGGACUGCUUUGAAGCAGAAGACGAAGGUGGAGUAUGCACCACCUGGACAUCACCAGUCCAACCCAGCAGAGCGUGCCAUUCAGACAACAAGGGUUUGGGCCUACAACCAUGCGGCUUGGCUCUACAACCGCUUCCACGUUAACGAUGGGAGCAAGCAGACCCCUUUUGAAGUUGCAGCAGAUCGGCCCUACCGAGGACGACUCACAGAGUUUGGCACUGCAGUCUAUGGUCAACCUCUACCUCACAAACCUCAACAACGAAAGGGAACCCCAAACUGGGAGAAAGGAGUCUUUGUUGGAAAACUUCCUGACUGUGACUUGUCAAUCGUCUGUGGAGUACGAGGACUAUUUCUCACCCGAGGAGUUCGACGAUGUGCUCAACAAUGGCAAGCAGACCUACUUGCAGUUGUUCGUGGACUACCUUGGGAAGAGCGUGAAACCCCUGGACCAAAACCUGGAAGAAAGAAGCAGUUGAGAGAAAGAGCUGCGAUGAUGGAAGAGGUGAUGGAGCACUACAGAGGAGAUGAAGAAGCACAAGCCAUUGCGCUAUAUGCGCGACAACGAGUAACAGAUGCCCUUGAUGCAGGUCAAGGACAAGCGGUAGAUGGCUCUGAGGAAGCACCUAGUGAAGCCUCAGGUGGACUACAGCAACAACCUGCUGAAGGAGUCGAAGCUGAAGGACAAGCCUCGCAGGCGGGGAUCGUCGAGGAUGAAGCAGAAGUUCAAGGAGGACAACAGCCUUUUGCAGUCAAGAGAGGACCAGAAGGAGCACAAGGAGAACCACAGCAAAAGCAUCCACGGGAAGGAACUUCGACACCGCUACCUUUUAAGCGUAUGGCGGUGGAUGAGCCUACUAUGGAGACACUGGGUACUACAAAAGCACUACGUCUUGCGGAUGCGAAGGAGCCUGUAGACAAAAGCUCAAGGACAACACCUACUACUUCGAUGCUUCCUUUGCCUACUUCGCCUACAUCCUCUUCACCUACGAGAUUGUCAGCUUCGCCAACGUUUGCUGGCAACUUGGGCAACAUCUCUCGAGUUCAACUUGGAGAAGAUGAAGUGGAGGUGGACGAGGAGUACAUCCUUGACCCUACGAAGUGGGGUGACUGGGAGAACCUGGACCUUUCUGAGUGGGACCGUUCGGAAGAUGAUGGACCGCCUAACUUGACCGACGAGGAGCUCUACGAGCUGGAUUUCGAGGCUGAGGAGAUCGAAAUUUCAAGGCUGUUGGAGAUGGGAGUUCUGAUCGCCGUGGACAAGGAGAACGUGAUUGACGAGACCUACAGAAAGCUCACCACCAAGCACGUGAAGGACUGGAGAUUUCGAGAUGGCCGAUGGCUUCGGAGAAGUCGACUUGUGGCGCGUGACUACAAGUUCUUGGAACCAGAGUUGGAAGGACUGUUCAGUCCAGCAUCCAACGCGUUGUCAACGAAGCUAUGGGCAGCAGUGGUUCAAUCUGCAGGUGGAGAACUCAACCUCUACUCUGCAGACAUUAAGGACGCUUACUUGAUGGUGGAGCAGGACGAGAAGGUCUACGUGACUAUGACUUCUGGGGUGCACUACAUUCUUGGACGGUGUCUACCUGGUCAACGAGUGGGAAGCAAGAGUUGGUAUGAUUUGCUGGCGUUGGUCAUCAAGGACUUUGGCUUGCUGACCUACAAAGCGAACCCUUCUGUGUUCUACAAGCCCAUCCUGAACAAGUUCGACAAGCCCCUUGUGGUUUCCACACAUGUGGACGACUUGCAAGUGAUGGGAACGGAGAAGGACGUAAACGACCUUUUCCAGCACUUCAAGGACCAGGGCUGGAAGUUACAAGUUGAAGGGCCCUGUGGACCUCACCUGAAUGGACAGUGUACCUUUCUCAAGAGGAAGUUUGUGACCGAUGGAGAUGGCAAUAUGUGGAUCAAGUUGAAUGACAAGUACAUCCACAAGUUGGUCGAAGAGUUGAACCUGGGGAACAACAAGAGCAAAGCUGUGCCUACAACCUCGAGUUUCAGGAAAGGCUACGAGUACCAGGCUUUGGCUUCAAAAGUGACCAACCCUGACGAGGGUGACUGGAAGGAGCUAAAGCAAGUUGUGCUCUACCUGAAGGACACGGCCGACUACGCUCAGCGCAUGAGGUUGAGGAGCUCUAUGGCAUCAUCUAUGAAGGAGAUGGCCUACAAGGACUUCGGCGAGGAGGUCACUACAAGUGCGUGCAAUGGGCCUUCGCUGUUGGAGGUCUACACUGAUGCUGAUUGGGCUGGAGAUCGAUCGACGAGACGGUCAUGUUCUUGCGCGGUGUUCUACCUCAACAACAACUACUUCUUUGCGGUGACCCGGACGCAGCGCAGUAUUGCUUUGAGCAGUGCUGAGUCGGAGUUUGUGGCGGCGGUGUCAGCGGCAGCCGGCGCGAUCUAUGUCAAGCGCUUGCUGGAGGCGGUGUUGAACACCACUGUCUUUUUGGAGAUGAGACUGGACAAUGCGGCGGCAAGAGCUCUACUUCAACGGCAAGGAGUUCAACGAACGAGGCACAUCGCUACUGGACUACUAUGGGUUCAAGACAAGGUUGCGCAGAAAGUUCUUUCAGUGAAACCUGUACCAGGACAAGCAAACCCAGCUGACCUUGGAACAAAGGGUCAUGGGCAGAAGAGGUUGAAAUUUUUGCUUGGCAUGUUGGGCUUUCAAGAUCGAAUUGGUGGAGAAGAAGUUGGAGUACAACGAGUUCAACGAGUUCGUCGAGACCUACUACCAGCUCUCUUUGCAGCCUUGGGCUCACUGGCUACGGGGAGUGCGACUGACGUUGAGGAGCUACAUGUGAGGAGUGUGAGAGAAGAACCGGAACCAGGAACAGAAGAGCCGGAACCAGAAGAAGAGACGAUUGAAGAAAAGAGAGUUCGCUACGAGUUCAGCACCCUUGAGGAAGUCUCCGAUGAGGACUUAUGGAUGGACAUUCAUGGAUGCACUGACAGCAGCGAGGAUGACGAGGACGAGGUGCAGAUCGAUGCUGAACGACAAGGCCAAGAAGGACUACGACUUCGACUACCUCGAGUUUAUCUUGGAGGUGGACAAAUGGCAGUUCGACUACCAGGACCUGUACCACCGGAUCCAUUCGAGGAGAUGAGUGAGAGUGAGAGAAGAGCGUUUACUCAAGCAGAAAACUGUUUCUUGGGGAUUGGAAAUGGAAGCAGUGAAGAAGGAGCAUUCUCCCCUGGACGUCCAGAAGAACCAGUGGGAGAAAUGGAUUCACCAAGGAACUACAUGGUGAAGGCGAGCAAGAAGUUGCUCACCCUUCUGAGAGCCGAACAAGAGAAAUCGCCAAAUGCUGAGCGUCAAGGCAAGAUCGAGGGCUACCUGAGAAGAUUGGAAGUCCUACGUUUUGCGUGGAAUAGUUUCAACGAAGGAAGAGCUUCACCUCGCGCAGUCCAGGACUUUGUGGACAACACCGUGACCUUUAACCUGGGCGAGGUGACCAUUGGAAUGGUGACAGAUGAAGAGGCCAGGGCUGAGAUAGCCUAUCAAGGCCUGUGGAGUGACAAUGGACCAGAAAGCACAAGAUCCAGGAGCGCCAGAGGAUCAAGCAGCCGAAACCAAGCCGAGGUCUUGCGAGAAGCUCGAGCUUGGGCCGACAGCGUAGCCUUGACCAAGACAGCACCUAGCAGCAGCAGUUUGCUACACCAGCAGGAGCGCUACGCUCAGCAGACUUCAUCUGGUGAUCACGAUGCAGCGUCGCGGAGUCCGGUUUCGAAACCGGAGAAACCGGCUCCACUCAGCGCGCGCGAAUCCAGGCGGAAGUUGGUGGAAUUGGGACAGAUGUGGGAGACGUGA
Cladocopium goreaui is the source of this 8226-nucleotide messenger RNA. NCBI's taxonomy places the organism in Eukaryota, Dinophyceae, Suessiales, Symbiodiniaceae. The record is from the annotation of a GenBank genome assembly.